Molecule: messenger RNA, 858 nt
Organism: Culex quinquefasciatus (southern house mosquito)
Lineage: Eukaryota; Metazoa; Arthropoda; Insecta; Diptera; Culicidae
Product: trypsin-7
Exons: 2
Coding region: 23-799 (258 amino acids)
Biological process (GO): proteolysis
Molecular function (GO): serine-type endopeptidase activity
Source: RefSeq, a predicted model, not a curated record
UCGAGAUCUUCAAAUCUCUACGAUGACCUCCUCACGCGCUCUGAUCGCCCUGCUGCUGGUCCUGUUCUCACCCCAGGUCCUGCUGGCCUUUCGCAUCGUCAACGGAACCCAGGUUGACAUCCGCAACCGGCCGUACCAGGUGUCCGUGCAAACCUACCCGGGAACGGCGGACGCCGAGUUUUACGGCGGCGGAUCGAUCAUCGGCCCGAACUGGGUCCUCACGGCGGCGCAUCUCUUUCGAGGAUUCGUCCGGCUGUCCUGGAUUGGGGUUCGCGUCGGAUCUUCGUACGAUUACCAGGGUGGAACGGUAAUCGACGUAGCCGGAAUGACAAUCCACCCGCGGUACAACCGUCGCAACAAGGACUUUGACUUUGCGCUGCUCCGUUUGACCCGACCCUACACCGUUGAUCCGAUUGCGCGGCCCAUCACGAUGUUGGCCACGGGAGCGGCAGACGUGGCUGACGGGACGGUGUGCACCGUUAGCGGGUGGGGUGACACGUUGGGAACUGCUGAUUGGGACCACCUGCGGGUGUUGGACGUUCCGAUUGUGAACCACGACUUGUGUCGGGAAAAUUACGCCGAAUCGCGGUUGACCAUUACGAAGAACAUGCUUUGCGCCGGGUACGACGAAGGACUUCGGGACGCCUGCACGGGAGACUCCGGUGGACCACUCGUCUGCAAUGGCCUGCUGGUGGGAGUCGUCUCGUGGGGAAAAGGUUGCGCCCAACCGGAUUAUUACGGAGUGUACGCAGAUGUGGAAAAAGCUCGUGAUUGGAUCAAGAACAAGACCGGAAUUUGAUUAGUUGGUAAAUUUUAAUCGUAAUAUUCAAUUGUAAUAAACAUGCUACGCAAACUAAA